GAUCCCGGUCCCCUGUAGCUGACCCUGUGUCCAUGUCCCCGGCUUUUCGUAGUGAUGGCGGCCUCCCUGGCUGCGACGGCUCCCGGGGUCCCGGCCGAGGAUUCAUCGGAUAGUGAGCCGGAGCCCGAGCAACAGAAACUGCGCCGGAAAGUUUCUACAUCGGGCCAGAUCAGGAGGAAGGCAAUUGUGAAAGAAGGUCAUCUACAAAAGCAGACAAGUUCCUUUCAGCGAUGGAGGAGACGCUACUUCAAAUUGCGAGGCCGAACCCUCUACUACGCCAAGACCGCAAAGUCCAUCAUAUUUGAGGAGAUUGACGUAACGGACGCCAGUGUUGCAGAGUCGAGCACCAAAAACCUUAACAACAGUUUCACAGUAUUCACUCCCUUUCGCAAACUGAUACUGAGCGCAGACAACAGAAAAGACAUGGAAGAAUGGAUGGCGGCGCUGAAGACGGUGCAGAAUCGUGAACUCUUUGAGUCUGCCCAGUACAGUAUGGACCAUUUCUCCGGAAUGCACAACUGGUACGCCUGUUCCCAUGCCCGACCCACAUACUGCAACGUGUGUCGUGAAGCCCUCUCUGGGGUCACAUCCCAUGGACUCUCCUGCGAAGUCUGCAAGUUUAAGUCUCACCGACGCUGUGCUGUGAGGGCCACAAACAAUUGCAAAUGGACCACCUUGGCUUCUAUUGGAAAGGACAUUAUCGAGGACGAAGAUGGGGUCUCAAUGCCACACCAGUGGCUGGAGGGCAAUUUACCUGUUAGUGCAAAAUGCACUGUCUGUGAGAAGACAUGUGGCAGUGUGCUGCGUCUGCAAGACUGGCAAUGCCUGUGGUGCAAGGCAGCGGCACACUCCUCUUGUAAAGAACUUCUGCCGAAAAAAUGUCCACUUGGCCAGUGCAAAGUAUCAGUAAUUCCACCAACAGCCCUCAACAGCAUCGACUCUGAUGGUUUCUGGAAGGCCACGUGCCCCCCUUCCUGUACUAGUCCACUGCUUGUCUUUGUAAAUUCAAAAAGUGGAGAUAACCAAGGAGUGAAAUUCCUGCGACGUUUCAAACAGCUGCUCAACCCAGCUCAAGUGUUUGACCUGAUGAAUGGAGGGCCUCAUCUAGGUUUACGCUUGUUUCAAAAGUUUGACACUUUCAGAAUAUUGGUGUGUGGCGGUGACGGUAGCGUGGGCUGGGUCCUUUCUGAAAUUGAUGCCCUUAAUCUACAUAAACAGUGUCAGUUGGGAGUCUUGCCCUUGGGCACUGGAAAUGACCUGGCCCGUGUCCUUGGCUGGGGCUCUGCGUGUGAUGAUGACACUCAGCUCCCUCAGAUUCUGGAAAAACUUGAGAGAGCUGGCACUAAAAUGCUGGAUAGGUGGAGCAUCAUGGUAUAUGAGACAAAACUUCCAGCUCAGGCCCCAGAUCCUUGUACACCCACAGAACAAAGUGAGGACUGUGAGGUACAACAAAUCUUAGGCUACGAAGACUCUGUAGCUGCUCACUUAUCACAGAUUCUCAGCUCAGAUCAGCACUCCGUGGUUAUUUCAUCAGCCAAAGUUCUGUGUGAAACGGUAAAAGAUUUUGUUGCACGUGUUGGGAAGGCCUAUGAGAGAAUGACCGAGAGUUGUGAAGAAUCUGAAACAAUGGCGGGAAAGUGUAAUCUUCUGAGGGAGAAGCUAGACUCUCUCUUGAACACCUUAAAUGAAGAAUCUCAAGCUACAUCAGUUCUUUCUCAGCCCCCACCUACAAUUAGUGAAGAGGGUGAGGAGUCGUCCGAAACCAUGGCGUCUCCAGCAGCAAUCUCUCCUUCCCCAGGUCGACAACAGACUUUUCGGCCACGGGAGCAGCUUAUGCUAAGAGCUAAUAGCCUUAAGAAAGCCAUCAGACAGAUAAUAGAGCAGGCAGAGAAAGCUGUUGAUGAACAGAAUGCACAGACUCCUAGUGAAGAUUUUCUCUUGCCAUUUUCUACCGAUGUACAUAGUGGGAAUGCAUUGCCAAGGAUAAGAGGAUCAAGUAGAGGUUCCAAGGGAGAAAAAAUUUCCAGCAAAGUCAGUCUUUCCGCAGGAGCCACUGCAUCGCUUCCUAAUGCCAACUCUCAAGGGGACCAUGUAUACCCAAGCAUGAGACCAGGAAUGACUGUAUCUUUACCAGUGAACGCCCUCAUGAACCGCUUCUUAAUUAACGCUGAUUCCUUUAGCUCUGAACCUGAUAACUUGGAUUGUUACUCAGAAAAAUGUGUGAUGAAUAAUUACUUUGGAAUUGGUCUGGAUGCAAAAAUCUCCCUGGAUUUUAACAAUAAAAGGGAUGAGCACCCGAGGAAGUGUAGAAGUCGUACAAAGAAUAGGAUGUGGUAUGGCGUGCUGGGGACCAAAGAGCUUCUACAGAGGACGUACAAGAACCUGGAGCAGCGAGUUCUACUAGAGUGUGAUGGGGUGCCCAUUCCCCUGCCCAGCUUGCAAGGAAUUGCUGUCCUGAACAUUCCCAGUUAUGCUGGAGGCACCAACUUCUGGGGAGGCAACAAGGAAGAUGAUACAUUUGCUGCUCCUUCUUUUGAUGACAAGAUCCUGGAGGUAGUUGCUGUUUUUGGUAGCAUGCAGAUGGCUGUGUCCAGGGUUAUCAAAUUGCAGCAUCAUCGGAUUGCACAGUGUCGGACAGUAAAGAUCACAGUGCUCGGAGAUGAAGGUAUUCCUGUGCAAGUGGAUGGAGAGGCCUGGAUCCAGCCCCCUGGCUAUAUCUGUAUAGUGCAUAAGAACAGAACCCAGACACUCACCAGAGACAGGGCCUUUGAAAGUACAUUAAAAUCUUGGGAAGAUAAACAGAAGUGUGAACUUUCCCGCCAGACUUCCACUGCCUUGUCUCCAAUCUCUUCUUACCCUGAAGCUCUGUCUGAAGAGGAGGCAGCCCAGGUCUCGCGGUUUGGCCAGGCUGCUGGUGCCCUAAUUCACAGCAUUAAAGAAAUAGCGAUUUCUCAUGAAAGUAUGGAGCAGGAGCUGGCCCAUGCUGUAAAUGCAAGCUCAAAGUCCAUGGAAAAGGUCUACAGCAAGAACUCUGAGGGUCUAAGUUGCACUCAUGUAAUGGAAAUGGUUACGAACGUUCGAGCUUUACUGAAUGAGACCGAGCUUUUACUUUCUGGAAAGAUGGCUUUGCUGUUGGAUCCUCCUCAGAAAGAACAGCUGAUGACAUCCCUCAGUAACACAGAGCAGGAGCUGAGGAAACUAGCAGACAUCCCAUGGCUGUCCCAGAACACAGAGCCUGGAGAAGAAGACGGGGCUCUUGAUUACUCCAAAUUAAGACGUAGCAGUCGGUUUAGACUGGUGAACAAGUUCAAGAAGGAGAAAAACACUAAGAACAAGGAGACCCGGAGCAGCACAGGAGCACCUGCUCACCUUUGGGGGACGGAAGAGGUAUCUCUUUGGUUGGAGCGUCUCAGUCUGUCUGAGUACAAGGAGGUCUUUACUCGCCAUGACAUCCGGGGCUGUGAGCUCCUACAUCUGGAGCGCCGAGACCUCAAGGAGUUGGGAGUGACAAAAGUGGGUCACAUGAAGAGAAUCCUCCAUGCCAUCCGAGAGCUGAACCCCCCUCCUGUCAGUGUGGAAUAGGAUCUGUCUUCACUGCGUGUGUGGUCCAGUCUGGGUGAUUCAUGAUCGCCGGUGUCGCUCCAUUAAAACACAUGCCGCUCUAGUGUUGCUGCAGCACAUCGCUUUGUAACAUCAGCUCAUCUCAAAAGUCUUCUGAGCUUCUUGGCCAACUAUGAUACAUAGCCAUUGUUAUCCCUACGACCAGUCAAGUAUCACAAGCCUAAAUGAGCCCUGGGAAUAACUGCUGCCAGUUAUAGACCGGAUAUAUCCAUGUCUUGAAUGAGCCAAGGGCUUUAAUCUUUUUUUUUUUUUUUUCUUUUUUUUUUGCAUUUUACUGGAUACCCUUAAGCCAGGUAUUUUUUGUAGAUGCUGCGAUAGCCAGUUGUGACUGUAGUAGUCCUUCUCAUUGAUGUGCUACCUCGUGUGGAUUGGGACAGGCAUUAUACUGCUAGCAGACUGAACACAGUAGACAGGGCUUACUCACCCUCUGCCCUUUGCCUAAAGACUUUGAGACCUUGGUAAUGGAUUUAGGGCUCUACCUGUUCCUCGCACAGUUAUUGCACAUGUCAGAUGACUGUGGAGUUUUGUACUAUGUUUUAAUAUGAAUGCUCUUUUCUCAGGCUCAACGUGUACAUUUCUAGUGGUUUAUAAAGUAUUUGUAAAAUAGUGUAGACUUGUUGUAAUCGGUGGUUUUAUUGGGCUGUUUGUGAGAUGUCAGACCAUUGCAACGUCCCACGCUGGGGUCUAGGAUCAAACGAUUGUUUACAUUUCUAUACUGUAGGUACCUUUUUAAAAAGCAGGGAGCAGCCUCUGCCCUGCAUAAUGUGUCCCCUGUGGAGCGCAAGAAGGAACUCGCUGUCAGAGCGAGAUACAUUGAAGUACUGUUUCCUGAAGAUGUGUUUGGCUUGUGAUUUCAGUUGUCCACAUCCAUUCCUUCAUCUGUUCAACCUCUUACAUUUCUUACUUCUGGGCAGGUCCCCUGUUUCUUGCUUCUUAUGUAUGAGGGACAAAUGAAAGCCACGAAAACCCUCAGCAGAAGCCUGGCUGUCCUUUCCCAUGCGUAUUUAUUGUCCCGUGCCUUAUUGCAGUCACAGCUUCUUUUCCAGAUUGAUGUUAAUGCAUGUAAAUAGCAAUAUUGUAAAAAUUCCUUGGUUCUAACAGUAAAAUAUCUCUUAAUGAUGUUG
This is a messenger RNA of Bufo gargarizans (Asiatic toad), 4745 nucleotides long. It is a transcript of the gene DGKD, whose product is annotated as diacylglycerol kinase delta. Gene Ontology annotation, molecular function: protein homodimerization activity; ATP-dependent diacylglycerol kinase activity; protein heterodimerization activity. The transcript is spliced from 30 exons. The coding region runs from base 55 to 3582 and encodes 1175 amino acids. NCBI's taxonomy places the organism in Eukaryota, Metazoa, Chordata, Amphibia, Anura, Bufonidae. Gene Ontology annotation, biological process: lipid phosphorylation; diacylglycerol metabolic process; intracellular signal transduction. The record is from RefSeq and is a predicted model, not a curated record.